Messenger RNA from Suillus discolor, 1136 nucleotides. RefSeq lists its product as uncharacterized. Bases 70 to 981 code for a protein of 303 amino acids. Gene Ontology annotation, molecular function: protein phosphatase regulator activity. Gene Ontology annotation, cellular component: cytoplasm; Nem1-Spo7 phosphatase complex. The record is from RefSeq and is a predicted model, not a curated record. Lineage: Eukaryota; Fungi; Basidiomycota; Agaricomycetes; Boletales; Suillaceae. The transcript has 3 exons.
CACACUGUCACCACCCAGAGCUAACUCAGGGCCAACUCAAGUCCGAGUACCCGUUAUAUUAAAUAUUGAAUGGCACCAACUUCAAGAAACCAGCGCCAACAGUCAAGAGCAUCCUUUCAUCCAUCCAAUGAUCCUGCAACUUACCGUGAUCUACUACUCUUUGAAGAGCGCCUCAAAACCAAUGCCGCUCAGCUCCAACGCAGAAAGUCCAGGUAUCAGCUGUUCCUAUUUCAUCUUCUGAUAGCUAUUGCAUUCCUUCUUUCCGAAGUCCUUCUUCAGACGUCCUUUCUAGACAUACCCUACACGAACCUCCUCCGCAAAGUACUUCCGGAUGUGUACGGGGGUGUUGAGAGCUCAAAGCCCCACCCGUACUUUGCAUCGGGGCUCCUCUUCGUACUUGUAACUGCCCUCCUUCUCUUCUUUGCCAGCGGCAUGUAUGCUGAGAAAAUUGCAUAUGCAAAUAGAUAUGUUCCUCAUGCGAAUAAAGCUCUUCGAAAUUUUAACAUGUACCUGAAUGUCCGACGUCCCCCCCUUCGCUCAGCAUUCUCUAUCAGCCCCUUUCCUUUUAUUUUCCAUCGACCUACCCAGUCACGAGGACCGUCCCCAACACCGCGCCCAUCCAAUGCACCAGCUCCCAUGGCUCCUAUACCACCAGCAAACAAUCCACGUGGUGAACUCAUUUUUUCGUCACGCGUUGACCGGGGCUUUAGGGAGAGCUACGAGAGAUAUCGAGCUGCAUUUGAAAGGAAGCGAGAUCGAAGAGAGAGGGAUGAAAGAGACAAGACGUGGACAGGACGAAUUGCGAACAAGAUGCCGUGGAAUCAACCGCCGGAUGCGCCGUCUGCUUUAGUCGCACUUUCACGGACCGCGUCUGGUCGCGGGCGGGGGAGCGCUGUCGGCACUCCAUUAGGGUCCAGGAGAUCAAGUCCUAUGCCUAGGCCAGGGACAAGAGAUUCUCCUGCUGUGAGGACUAUUGAUUAAUAUUGAUUAAGCAGAUCUAAUCAAUAUUGUCAUUCACAUUCGUCUGAAAAAUAAUGUCCAUUCAUACUUUUGUGAGGUGUGUGUUCCCCAAGUCGACUAGGUAGCAGAGAAGUUGUCGGUGCCUAGUGAAUUUGUAACAAUAUUGAAGAUGAACG